UCAUUCGAUUGUGGCUCCUCCUUGUUUGCUGUCGUAUAUAUACGUCGCUGGUUGUGAAGUUAGCAGAAAAUACGCAAAAAAAAGUUCUCGUACACAAAUCCGCAAAUCUAGUGUUUUUGAUGAUAAAUAACGGCUGUGGAAAUUUCCGCACUAAACGAUCGCGCAAAUAAUAAUCAAUUGAGAAAGGAGGACGGCAUAACCACAUCAUUCAGCAGGGAUUCAUCAUUGAAACUCGGUGGAAUGUCAUUGAACUUCCUGCUUAAAAUUAGACGCAACUGAACAUCAACCGAAAAUCCACUUGCUUACUUCACAAGCUUCACACACGAUAUCGAUUGAUCCGUGGCGGUGAAUGGUGUGGAUAAAUCAUCGAGCUUGUUUGAUAUUGGAUAUAGGAUACCUGCGCAGCAAAGUGGCAUCAGCGUCGAUCAGCAACGAAGAAACACGAACAUAGGAAUAGGCAAAAGAUAGUGGCGCAGCAUUUGAACGCGACUGAAGAUUGUGCAAAACUAGCUCAGGUGCCGAAACCAGUUUUGUUGAGCGGCGAACGCUAAGGCAGAGAUGGCGACCGAUACGGACGAUCAGGAUUUUGAUGAAACGUUGAAAAACUUUCAAUUGCUGACGGGCAUAUCCGCGGCACCCUCAGUAAUAGUGCCACCCAGUAAUCCGUUCAACUUUGCACCAACUGCUCUGGAAGCGUUCCAAGACAGCGAAAGUGUUGUGAAGCAAAUUUUCGGUACGCAUUGCGAAUGCGGAGCUGAGCGGAUGCUACCCACUACCAGUUGUUCUAAUACCACUCCGGGAAAACUCAACCAAUCUCACAGCAAGCACACCACUAGUCUAGAGCACGGUAUCAUUAAUCCCACCCCGUUCAAGCACAGGAUGAAGGGUGAGAAGAAAGCCAUUGUUCGCGAAUCGAUGCUCAAGAACAUAGGAAAGUGUGUUCACCAGACCUUGGCCAAACAGAACAGCAGUUCAAGCAAACAGGCGGAUCAACAGCCACCCUCUUCGAGCACGUUCCUCCCGUUGGUACCGACGGCUUCUCAGCUGAAGCCAUCGCUUUCGGAGAACAAUCUAACCAAAUGUUUCAACAACGAAGAAAACGACGACAUGCUGGACUUCAGGUUACUCGUGGCCCAAUGCAGCGAGUUGACGCUUUCGCACCCAUCUGGCACAAGCAAGCUGUCCGAAGGUGGUCCGAACUUCUCACAGACUAGUUUCAAAUCCCUACGACAGUCCAACCUGGGUACCUUCCAGUCGACUCGUUCAGCAGGCAACAGUGCCAACACGCGCAGAAAUCGCCGAGCACGACAGCUCAAACGCUGCAACAGUACCUCGUCGCUGGAAUCGGACAGCAGCAGCAACAGCGGCAUUCCGUUUGGACUUGGUGCAGCGGGACCCGGUGGCAGCUCCGCUGGUCCAUCCUCCACCAGCAACGCACAGUACGCGAACCAACAGCAACAGCAAUCGCCCAGCGCAUCAUCGCCAUCGUCAUCGUCUUCCUGCUCGACGCAGGCAAGGCUCAACAACUCCAUGCCCUGCGAUAUCACCAUCGACGAGAUGGCCAGCUACUUCGAAACUUUGGUUCAUAUUCCGAAGAAGAUGUCCAGCAUGGCCGAAAUGAUGUACAUCUAGGUGAGCUUUUUAUCCAGUCAUAGUUUUUAUAUGAGAGUAGUAGGUAAAGGAUUGGGUGAGUUUUGGAAGUUGCUUUCCAAUAGAGCGAUAGGAAUGCGAUCCAUUGGGCUGUGCUCAUGUAUCAUAUUACAAUGACGUUAGAAUUACACUGCUACUGAACAACUUUCAUAUGUACGGUCGUGCCACAUAUCUGUAAAUGACAGUUUAAGAACUGCUGCGGUUUACUCGAUGUUAUUUCAUUUUCAGAAAAAUGUGUAUUUAAAUAUGCAAGUUCAUUAAAUCAUUAAAAGUCCUGCUAAUUAGGAUAUUGAGGCGUUUGGUCCGAAGGUUAUUAUUUCAAAGGGUAUUCCCCAAAAAUACAGAUAACUCAAUACAAAAUCUUCAGGGAGUUUUUGACAGCAUUUCAAAUCUCAUAAGAUCACAUAAGCAUUAGAUUUGUAAAAAUCUUCAAUGAGAUAAAUUUUAGUAUUUUAAUGAAUUUAUUCUGAAGAAUAAAAAUUAUAGGAAAGAGCUUGCUGGACCUAAUAUCGGAUAGCAUAGGCAAUAGGCUUAUGUUUUACAACUUUUGCCAGAUGUACCUUCUGUAUUCCCGCUAAACAACAGACGAGUUAACACUGCUGAAUAAUAAUCAUAGCUUGUACCUUGUCUGUAAAAUGAAUCUUGAUUAUGUCUUGGAUGAAAUCCAAUGUUUCAAAAUUACCCCGACUGGAGCAUCUGCAGCCACCUCUUCGUCCAAUUUGUUAGAUAAUUCAAUUCGGAUUCUGGAUAUUCGCUGUUCAAAACAAAUCCUUUUCACUGUGAGUAUAAUCAUGCCUAUUUUAGCUCUACAUAUAUUUAGAAUGUGCUGUGUCUAUUUUUAUGUUCUAUUAGGGUACUAUCACGUUUUGUUUUUUGAAUUUUUUUUCUAAAGAUUAUUAAUGAAUCUAACUAUCAAGCCGGUUUGUACCCUAUAUAAAAAUAAAAUAAAAUUAGAAAUAAACAAAAUUGCAUAUUAGUAGGAUUAUUCCCAUAAAAGUAAAACUUUUAUAAAACUUAGGGCAAUUUCUAGAUAAUGUUAAUUUGGCGAAACAUAAAAUCGGCAAAACAAAAGUAGCUGGUAAAAACGCAUCUCACCUGUAAAAUUUUACACUAGAACAAAAUAACCAGAAACCACUGUUUCCUUUUUUUAAUUUCGUAGACUAAAGCUAAGAUUAACGGAUGGUUGGUACUGAAUUGAUAUACCUACUGAAUAACAGGAUGUAAAAAUAGUUUUUAAUCGAUAUGAUGUGAUGUGAGUUGUACAUGUGUAAAGGAUAUACCGUUUCACACUCGUAAAUGCGAUGUAAUCGUCGUAGUGUAUUUGAGUUGUCCAAUAUAAACUGGAAUUACUGAAAAA
This is a messenger RNA of Armigeres subalbatus, 3007 nucleotides long. Its product is annotated as oxidative stress-responsive serine-rich protein 1. The coding region runs from base 559 to 1632 and encodes 357 amino acids. Gene Ontology annotation, biological process: cellular response to hydrogen peroxide. NCBI's taxonomy places the organism in Eukaryota, Metazoa, Arthropoda, Insecta, Diptera, Culicidae. The transcript is spliced from 3 exons. The record is from RefSeq and is a predicted model, not a curated record.